Messenger RNA from Ceratina calcarata, 10667 nucleotides. It is a transcript of the gene Arms, whose product is annotated as Ankyrin repeat-rich membrane spanning. The record is from RefSeq and is a predicted model, not a curated record. Gene Ontology annotation, molecular function: PDZ domain binding; protein kinase regulator activity. Bases 3385 to 8430 code for a protein of 1681 amino acids. NCBI's taxonomy places the organism in Eukaryota, Metazoa, Arthropoda, Insecta, Hymenoptera, Apidae. The transcript has 22 exons.
AAACUCAUUCCUGAUUUCGUCCCGUUUUUCCGUUGCCCCCCUUAUGAAUCUCGGCUUUAACCGUUAAUUUCAUGAAAGUAACGUCAGUUACUCGUAACAGAGACGAUUUAUUAAGAUUAAGUAUUGGAUUUUAAUGAAGCAUUGUUUUUUAGAUCUACUUACCGUCGUUUGUAAAUAUCGCAAAAAUUUGCAUGAUAAGAAGAGAACCUUGCUUUUAAGUAUCUAUUAUCUCUAUCCCCUUUAAUCAUAGAUGUAAUCGUGUGUCGUAAAACAAUUCUCUUUAAUCUACUAUUUUUGAUACCUGCAUAGGUUUUGUCGUGUAUUUCAAUUCCCUCGACGUCCUCUUCAAUCUCAUUAAGGAGUAACAGGGCGAGUCUAUUGAAUCGUCCAAGCGUUCUAUCAAAUCUUCCUCGAUCAAUUGUUUUCCUACCAGUGAACGUGCACAUCCGUUUUUUGUAGAUGUGUAGCUUGGAACAGUUUAACUCCACUGACGUUUAAACUUAGUUUAAUCUUGUGUGCAGCGUUAAAUUUAAUUUUCAUUUCCGACGUUUCAAGAUAUUUUCGAUAUUCACUGUCAUAGUCGCGUGUUUAACGUAUUAUACCAUGAGAUCUUGGAAUUUUCUUUGGAGAGCACCCAGCUUGCAAUGACAUUGAUUUCCGCAACGCGUAUUGCACAAUAUGUUACAUAACAGCAGACGAGGAACUCGUUUUUAAUGAAAAACGGUGAAUAGAUGCAGUAUCCAAAAAAGUUUGCUCUAAAAAAUGAACAAGAUAUCAGGUAUUAGAAAGCUGAGAAUCUUUAAAUAGACCCCGAGUAUUUAUAAACGAAAUCUAAUAAUUUUCAAAUCGAGUCAGAGUGGCGUCGGUGAGAUUAAUCUCAGCUGACAGUGCGAGUCAGCUGGCUCGACGAACUUUCCGUUAACGAAUCGAUCCGCGACUUCCAGCAAUCGCGCAUCAUUAAGAGCGAGUGCCUCGUGUAAUCUCGAGUUUCCGUGCCGGUGAAUCUCGACUUAUUCCUACGCGCGCUUCCGCCGCGGGCAGCGAACGAUGCCGUUGCGGUGGACAAUCCGUCCACGUGGAUCGCCCACAUGCGUCAGGUAUCGUGGCUCGCGGUUCUCUUAAUUGUUCCCCGUUUUCAGUGCGCGAAGGAUGUUAGCACGGCCAAGUUCUGUGUCAGCGGUGUCCGCUCCAAACCUACUUUUACCGUUUUCGUGUAACUGUGCUUCCUUCGCUCGAACUCAAAGACGUAGUGUAAUUUCGACUUGUCGAACCUUUCACGCCUUCGAAUCAUGAUUCCAUAGACUUUUGAUGUUUGCUUCUGUUCGUGGAUGGAACAAUGCUCUUCUUUAUUAAUUCGGGCUUGAAUCUUGCGAGAGAUAAUAAUGUUUCUCAUUGAUCCGCGUUCAGGCGGACGAAGUCGGUGCUGUGUUUCGAUCAACGAUCUCUCGUUUAUCCCUGCCGGGUUCCUGGCUCACGGAUGCUAAUAAAUCGUGAUCCCAACGGUGAAUAAUUCAGUCCGACCGUCGUCACUCGCGGAACGCAGGUGCUUAGAAGUCGACCGCGCGCGAUAUUUCAUCGUGGAAUUUUUCACCGUGCAGUGGAAAGUUUGCGUGCUAGUUAUUAAAAUCGAGUAGGGUCAACGGUGAGAAAGAACGUGGGACACGGAUGAAUAAAUCUCGUUUGACGAUUUCUUCGAUUGAACCGUCAGAAGUGUCUCUUGGUGGAACGAUUCGAUUUCAAUGUUCGUAGUAAGUGAACAAGAUCAAUGGGCAAAGUGGAUUCACGUUCAUUUGUAUGAAAUACGUAUUUAUUUCAUAAUUGUAAAAUAUGUAAAAUUGUCGCUAUUAGUUUGCCAACAAUCUAAUUUCUCUCCUUUGAGAGCCGCGGCCAAUGUCAUUGAAUCAGUGGUAAUCGAAUUUCAAGUCGCGAAACGCUAAGUGCAGAUGAUCGGCCUUGGGGCUCUGUUCGACACGAUCCAAAUAUCAUAGUUUUAACUGUUACAGCGUUUUUGCAAGAGCGUGUAACUGUUACCUUGACUUGGUUCGUAAUCCAAUGCAGGAAACGAUAGCGAUUCAGAGAUAUCGUUGAACGGUCGCAAGAGAUAGCGAAUGCUUUUUACGUAGACGUUUAUAAUAAAGCUACCCUCGAAUGUUAAAAUGUUGGAAAGUUUCGUGCAUUUACGAGAAUAGAAAACACGUAGGUGAGAAUCGAUCGAUAAGUGAAGAUAAGAGUUUAGCACCGACCAUUUCGGCCUGUUAAUUUUUAUCCUAAAAACGGCGACUUCCUUUUCGAUUAUAACGCAUAUACUUCAAAUUUUCCAUGUUAUUUAAUAAUCUGAAAAGUAAGUACCAUUCGACAGACAAGAAGCGUUCGUAUUAUUAUUUAGAGAUGAAUUAACGUGAUAAUUCUAAAUAGAAUACGAGAAGAGACUUAACGUUUAAGUAACACCUACGUAGAGAACGUUAUCUGCUAUCUGGGUCUUUAUCUCACGAGUUAGAGUAGCGUAAUCGUUGAGUAAUUGGGAAAUUGCAAAAGAAUCGCGGUACGGAUGGACGGGUAUCGAGGAGACGUCGCUUGCACUUUCUUCUUCGUCGCGAGAGUUGAUAUUUCAGUGAAAGUUCACAACUCGGUCGCGUACCCGAUCAGCUGACCCAUUGAUUUCCUCUUGAGCGUUCCCAUUAUGCCGUUCCACAUCACGAGUAAUCUACCUUGAUAAACGUUCGCGAUAAAAGCAAUCUUUAGCGCGCUAUUAAUUUAAAUGCCUUUCAUGUGAUAAUCUACAAUUUAGCGAUAAUGUUAUUUGUUGAUGUAAUUUUCAGAAAGCAAUACAAAUAAUACAAAAAGGACAAUUUUCUUUUUUUUAAAAUUAGAUGCAAAUGGAAACAAACUCGUAACUAUUUUUAUGCACAUUUUGCGAUAAACCUGGUUGAAAUUGUUACGUCCAGUAGACGGCAAUCUUUAUCUUUAUGAUUGCGCUUGUUGUCAAUGAGUCAUCGCUCAUGCUUUUUGAUGAUUCUACGUUAUGCACGUUUCUUGCAUUGAGUUACAUGUUAUUACCGACUUACAAAUACGUUCUUUAGUCCUCGUUUUAUUCGCCUCUAAUUCAAUGAACUGCACGUGGCGUGUUACGGAGCCUUAUCAGUGUGAAAUUUAAAAAAUCGAUUUCUUUUUAAAUCUCACAUUGGUAAGGACCCUUAAAUUGCGAAAUACGUACGUAUUUACAUACUUUCUUGUGAACGUCGUACAAGUUGCUAACGACUUUUUAUCUCGCGCAAUUAUUUAUUAUGCAAGGUUUCUAAACUCCCGAGUGACUGCAAAAAAUUCAUUUGAUGUACAAUCGACCGACGGUGAGCAUCGAUUUCGUUCCCCCGAACGAAAGUGAAAAUGUCGCACGUUCCAGUGAAAAGUAAAUCGCCGACGAAGAGUUCGAAGCAGGUCUCCUCCCAUGGAGAGUAUCGCCGGAUACAGUUUGCUUUACUGAAGGGACAUUUGCACGAGACCUUGCAUCGGACUGACUCGAUGGUAUCGCUCUGUUACCGACCCCUCGCCAGCUAUAUCAUUGACGAUAAUCUCGCGGGUCUACAAAAUUUCCUUGAAAACAAACGGGUGCAGAUCGAUGACCGAGACGAGAAUGGUAGCACAGCCCUCAUCCUCGCAGCGACCAAGGGGAAGAUACAUUUUGUGCGAGAGCUCAUCAAUCAUGGAGCGGACGUUAAUGCGGAGGACGGAGACAAUUGGACGGCGUUGCUCUGCGCAGCCAAGGAAGGGUACACCGAUGUCUGCCUCGAGUUGCUCGAGCACGGCGCUGAUUUGGAAUAUAGAGACAUGGGAGGGUGGACAGCGCUUAUGUGGGCAACGUAUAAGGGUAGGUCGGCGACGGUGACGAUGUUGCUAGCACGAGGAGCUGACGUCAAUGCGCACGGAAAUUUUCAUAUACCCUCGCUGUUAUGGGCAGCGGGAAGGGGCUACCCUGACAUUGUUAAAGAUCUCAUUGCUCACGGUGCUAAAGUCAAUGUUGGCGAUAAGUACGGUACCACGGCGUUGGUUUGGGCGUCGCGCAAAGGACACGUAGAAAUCGUAGAUACUCUUUUAAAAGCUGGUGCUAACGUCGAUACUGCUGGCAUGUAUUCAUGGACAGCUCUUCUCGUGGCUACCCUCGGGAACCACGUGGACGUGGUGCUACUCCUUUUAGAGCACAAACCGAACGUGAACGCUCUAGACAAAGACGGCUGUACGGCUUUGGCGAUAGCCUGUCGCGAAGGACAUAGCGAAAUAGCGAACGCGCUUUUAAAUGCCGGUGCUUACGUGAAUAUUCAAGAUCGGGCUGGAGAUACGAACUUAAUUCACGCUGUGAAGGGCGGUCACAGGGGAGUGGUCGAAUCUCUUUUGAAGAAAUACGCCGACGUUGAUAUCGCCGGCAAGGAUAAGAAAACCGCGACCUACAUUGCGGUGGAAAAGGGCAAUAUAUCGAUAUUGAAGUUGUUACUAAACGCUAACCCCGAUCUGGAGAUCGCGACGAAGGACGGCGACACACCAUUACUGCGGGCAGUUAGGUCGCGUAACGCUGAAAGCGUCCAGGUUCUGCUAGACAAGAAGGCCAAGGUUUCGGCUACCGACAAGAAGGGUGACACGGUGCUUCACAUAGCUAUGCGGGCGAGAUCGAAGGCGAUCGUUGAGAUAUUAUUGAGAAAUCCGAAAAAUAGUCAGCUACUUUACCGUCCAAAUAGACAAGGAGAGACACCGUAUAAUAUCGAUAUCAAUCAUCCAAAGACCAUUCUUGGACAAAUAUUUGGCGCACGGCGACUUAAUACUAACGAGGACAAUGAAAAUAUGCUUGGAUACGACUUGUACAGUAGCGCGUUAGCGGAUAUCCUCAGCGAACCAUCCCUUUCCACGCCUAUAACCGUUGGCCUUUACGCGAAAUGGGGUUCAGGAAAAUCGUUUUUACUGAAUAAAUUAAGAGAGGAGAUGAAAAAUUUUGCUCGCCAGUGGAUAGAUCCCGUAUUCCAGUUCUCUUUCCUGUUAUUCGUAGUGGUAACUCAUGUGUCUCUGUUAGUGGGUAUCACGAUAGGUCUUGCUCUCCAAUCGUGGAUCGUUGGUCUCGCGUGCGGCAUAAGUCUUAUUUUUAUUACGUACGCGUUUUUGAUACUCAUUUGGUAUGCUAAUAAAAGAUACGAUUGGUAUUGGCCGUACAGUUUCACGGUAGCUUUAACCACGAAGUUGAAUUCGCUGAAGCUAUUGUUACAAGUGAUUUUCUGUCAUCCUCCCGGAGGCCGAGUCCACGACGGCGUCACUGUUCAACCGAUAAAAUUCUACUUCACGGAUCAGACCCGGGUCGGUACGACCGCCGCCGGUGAGAACGCGGUGGUGCAGAUGGUGGGAUCCCUUUACGAUUCCAUCGAGAAUGAUUUCGGUUCUCUGUCGACGCGGUUGUACCGAGCGUUUCGACCGAAACCAGACAAGUCGACGACCACCUGGAAAUGGAGGCACCUCUGCUGUCUGCCGUACAUAGUUAUAUUCGAAUUCUGCUUUUGCAGUCUGCUCGUCGGUAUCUCUGUACUUACAGUCUACCUCAUCGAUAUGUCUAGUAACGAACCAACGAUAGAAAAAGUCACGGCACACAUUAUCAUGAUAACCGUUGCCUUAUUACUAGCCGUUAGCGUGAUAGCGAAUCUGUACACGUGGAGCCGUACGCUGCAAGCGCUUGUUUUCUCUCAGAGGCGGCACCUUCAGCGCAGCAUCUCUAAGUUGGAGACUCUGAAGAGCGAAGGUUUCAUACAAACGCUGAGAAGCGAAGUCAGUCUGAUGACAGAGAUGGUGAAGUGUCUAGAUAGUUUUAUGGCGCAACAGAGCAGAUUAGUGAUAAUCGUCGAUGGUCUGGACAGUUGCGAACAGGACAAAGUGUUGUUAGUUUUAGACGCUAUUCAAGCAUUGUUUAGUGAUAAUGGUUACCCGUUUGUUGUUAUCUUAGCAAUCGAUCCGCAUAUAAUUGCCAAGGCAGUGGAAGUCAAUAGUCGAAGAUUAUUCACGGAGUCUAAUAUAGGGGGGCACGAUUACUUACGAAAUAUGGUGCACCUUCCGUUUUAUCUCCAGAACAGUGGAUUACGGAAGGUAAAAGUUGCUCAACAAACUGCCCAACAUAGUAGAAAAACUACGUGGACCGAGGCCGAGGAGAGCGUUAAUUAUACGACCAGCAGCACGAUGCAUCAUUCUGUCUCGAACAGAAGACUCAGCACGGAAUCCGGCAUAAUGAACAGCACCGAGAAGCUGAAACCGCAAAGUAGAAAAGGGAGUCGGAAAUUGCGAUUGAGCGAGUCGAUUGCGAGUAGCAUCGGCAGCAAUUUGAAUCGGCUCGGUGGUGCACAGGACCUCAAUAAAAUGCUUCUCACCGACGAUUACUUUAGCGACGUGAAUCCCCGUAGCAUGAGAAGGCUGAUGAACGUCGUUUACGUUACCGGGAGGUUGUUAAAAGCAUUCCAAAUUGACUUCAACUGGUAUCAUUUAGCCAGUUGGAUCAAUAUCACCGAACAAUGGCCAUUUAGAACGUCUUGGUUGAUCCUUCAUUACGAUAUGUAUGAAGAUAGUUUAGACGAUUCUAUGUCGUUAAAGAGCCUUUACGAUAAGCUACGACCACAAAUUCCAGUACUUAAAGAAGUUCAGCCCCUGUUAGAGAUGGACAGGGACGAGCGCAAACUAGACAUCUUCUUAACGUUUCACCGUUCUAGUCUAUUAAUAAGCGAUAUGAAAAUAUUCUUGCCCUUCACGAUAAAUCUCGAUCCCUACAUCAAGAAGAAGAUAAAAGAAGAACAGCAGAGCAUGGAGGAGGAAGUGGGACUCGGACCCUACAAACAGUACAGUCCUUGGACCGUGCACAAUAACGGGCAAGAACCGUGGAACGGAGGCAGAAGUGGUUUGGUUGGCCGGCAGAUGAAACUCGUUAAACAGCCGAGUUUGCAAGGGCAUCUGCCGCCACCAGUACCGUCGCAAGCGUCCUGGUACGUGCCACAGCCGGCGGUCGAUUGGCAUGCUCCGCAUUGGAUAUCGAUGCCUCCUAUGGAACCAGUCGCUAAACCACUUUCGGCAACUACAACUUUACCGUCCGAAAUUUUGGAGAUACGACUUCCGUCUCUAACGGUGAACGGUGUUUGCGAACUUAUCGAUAGAAUCGAAAGUAUAAACCCCAAUAUGACAUCGCAGUACAAGCAAGUUAUCAAAGAGAACAACAUUAAUGGUAGAGUUCUGUUACAUUGCGAUUUGGAAGAAUUGAAGAAGGUUGUUAAAAUGUCUUUCGGAGAUUGGGAAUUGUUCCGUAUGGUGAUCGUAUCGCUCAGGGAAUUAGAGUUAUCGACGUUUACCACGCACGAGGAGGGUUCACGAAGUGUACGGUUCACGAUGGGGUCAGAACAAAUUCAACGAAAAGAUCACGCUUUGCAAAGUACUUCGAUACGCGUGCCAACGUUAGUCGAGAAGGAGAAAGGGACGUCGAGGACCGAGGGGCCUCCCAGACGAGAUCAAACCAAACAGUCUAUAAUGGAAAAACAAUACCAGGUGACUCUAGAGGAGCAGAUGAUAUGCGGUGCGCUGCAAACGUUGAACGAAGAAGCGUGCGAAGAUGUGUUAGAUGUACCAUCCGCGGCGGUGGUACCAUCAGACUCACUAUCAGGGACCACAUCGACGACUCCCCAAGACACAGAAUUCGUGAUACUCCAAUCCAAUCCGCUUCUCCACUGGGUACCAGUUACCGACGAGUUGGAGACCUCGGACGACAGCUCCUUCGAAUCCACGGUUCACCUUCAACGUACGAACUCGCAACGUAGCAUAACGUCUCAGCUUAGCAUCAGAUCGGCUUGUUCCUUCGGACGAAGAGAUAUUAAGAAAACUGGCGGUAAUUCGACGAAUAGUAGACCAGCGUCGCUCUUCGUGUCACCGCCUCCUUCCCCGAAACUAGCGUUCAGAUCUAAGUCAACGGAUGAGAAUUACGUGGCCAACAAUAUACCACUGAGAUCGGCUAUCUCUACGCCUACUAAGAAACGACGUUCAACGUCGACUUUGAACGAUAACGACGUUGUCCUAUCGGUGCCCGUUCCCAACUCUAGUUUGGAGAAGUUGAGUAAACUGAAGGACCGGUUGAUGGGAACUCUACCGGCCUCGCCGGCUCCUCUGGAAAGCGAAGACGAGUCCACGCCGUUGGUCUCCGAGUUGUCUACGCCGACACACUCGCAGUCCGACAGCGUGUUCAGACACGAUGGUAGCGAAGAGAACAGCAGCUCGAUUUCCUCGGGCAAAAGUUUGCCGCGCGAUGGAGAACGAUCGAUGGACGUGAUCGAUUACUCCGAUACGGUCAGCCUGAUGGUGCGCGAAUCCUCCCAGGUGCGUUUCCUACCGCGGCAAGAAGCCGAAGAGUGGGACAAUCCUGAGACACCGGUCUGAUAGACAUAGAUUCGUUGACUAAUCUUAAUUAGUGAAUGAGUCGCCACGGAUAUUUAUGUGAAUUCAUAUUUUUAUAAAUGUAAGUAAUCUAAACGACAAUUUGUUUCUCUUCUGAGCGUAGCAGCCACAUAGUGACUAUGUGGUAUCAGUAUAAUCGAUUUAUCGCAUACUUAUUUUAAGCGCUCAAUGAUUUAUGGGUUCGAUUACGUUCUUUUACACAUUUUAUUUCCUAACAAAUACAUGAAUAUUCAUUAUCUGUUAAUGAAAGAACUCGAAAUGGUUCUUAAACCGAAGUUUGUGAUACAGAUUCUAGUUUCAGAAGUCAGCAAUUGACGGCCUGAAUGUUAUUAUAGUUGUCUUUUCACAUUUGAUUAAUGAAUCGACUGACUUACCCCACUACGAUUGUCACAGCCAAUCGUGUCUACUUUGUAUAUAAUAACUAGAGACGAUUAGAAGACCUUUUUAGAUAGAGCGCCCGAAGGUGUUCACGCGUGAAAAUGGAAACGAUACUUAAAAGGAAAUUAAAGGAGAGUGAGUGCUUUUUGUGCAUUGUAGUAUAUGUACGAAACUUAGACGUUUGGAGUUAACAUUCCUAAUAACAAUUCGAACGCAUUUAAACGACCUCAGCGUGUCAGCAGUUUUUAAAAAACUAUUGAGGACGCGUUAAACAAUUUAAUGUAAGUCAAUUCGUGAGAUAAUCCAGUGAUAGAACUUAUUUUAUCAUAUCAUAGGUGUAAAGAAAAUGUUCUCAUGUCGAAUUGCUAUUGAUUUUAAACGUUAGUCGUGUCGAGCACACUGUGACCGGUAAAUAAACGUUGACAAUUUAUACAACGAUUGAUAUCGUAAAGUCAAUAAGAUAUUUUAUGGUAGCAAAUCUUUUUAUUACGUAGUGAGAGAUAAACGGUUCCCCUUCUCGCCACCCUUUUAUUACUGGUUGUACCCGUUGAACGCGGUUGAAUUUUUGAAAGACUAUUGACGAUACGUCGCGAGUGAAAGAUUUUAUAAGUUAAUUUUAAUUAUUUCAAUACGCGAAUUUUACAUCUUUUUUUAAUUGUACUUAUUUUAUCGUACCUACGCGUGGGAGCUUAGAGAAGAGUGAGCAAACAUAUCUUCGACGAAUCUACAACGCAACUUUUUAAUAAUACUUUUUUAUUACAAAGCAAAAAAAUUAUACAUAUGUAUAUAACAGUGUAUGUAUAUAAUAUAAUACUUUAGGACGGAAUACAAUUAGGGUAUUUGUUGAUAAUAGCGGUGGAAAAUACAGCUAGUGUAUAUAUAUUAGAUUUUCAAUCAAUAACUAUAUGUACUUUACUUAAUUGCUAUUAAAAAUAUAUAGUAUACUUAAAUACAGAAAACAUCGAACGGAACGCCUUACUCUACUGGCAUAAAUGCUCACUUGUCAAAUAAGAUAAGUACUUUAACAGCCCUACUCCUUCAUUCAAUUCGAAACGAUUCUAUGCUCCGCGUUUCACAUAGAAUUCUCUUAAGAGUAAAUUUGGUCAGACUGCAAACUAUCAAUUCGCCUGAUCACGAUUUAAACAACUGUAUCACCGUUUCUCCGAACUUCACAAAAGAGGGUCGAUCGAACGAUCGACUAAUUUCAACAGUAAUACUUUCUCUAGCAAAUAAAAGUUGAUAGGAAUUAAAGAUAUCUUACUCUUUCACCAUUAUAAAAGGCACUAUGGCAAGUAGAAAACAUUAUAAAUCUAUUAAAUACCUCUAAUAAAAUUACCAUCUACACGAUCAAAAAUUUAAUCCUUCGAUUAUGCAUAGAUACGUUAUCAGGCCAACAAACGCAAAAAUAAUAAAGUCAUUUAACAUUUUCGUCUUUAAUACUACGAAGUACUACCAAAGGUCAAUGCACUUAUUAGUAAGAAAAAGACGAUUUAUAGGAAGUCGCGGCAAAUGCACCUUGACAAAUGUAUCAAAUCUCUACGGGGUGUGUGAACUGUGGUAGUUCUAACGCUAAAAGGAGCACCAUACAUUGUUCUAAUGUACGCGUCGGUUCUUAGAAGUUACGUAAUAAAAUGCAAGAAUGUUUAAUCCUUCGUAAAAAAAUUGACUAUCUCAUGUAACACAAUAAAUAUAAAAUACGCUUAAAUAAUCUUCAUGGCAGAAUUGAAUCGGUAAAGUACAAUGAUUAUUGUUAAAAAGCAGACAUGAAAAUAUAGAAUAACCCGAGUACUUGAAAAGAGUAUUGCUUCCGUCUUUAAUUUGCAAUUAUAUAUGUAAAUAUA